Scomber japonicus (chub mackerel) is the source of this 1914-nucleotide messenger RNA. RefSeq lists its product as uncharacterized. Bases 1 to 1785 code for a protein of 594 amino acids. The transcript is spliced from 10 exons. The record is from RefSeq and is a predicted model, not a curated record. Lineage: Eukaryota; Metazoa; Chordata; Actinopteri; Scombriformes; Scombridae. Gene Ontology annotation, molecular function: oxidoreductase activity.
AUGGAGAUGGUGAUACUUGAUGUGUUAAUAAUAGGAGGUGGGCCUCAUGCCUUGACCUUGACUAGCUUGCUGUGCAACCCUGACCCAAACUCAAAUUCUGGGCAGGACUCACCCCCUUCCCCCUUCUGCUUGGACCCUCCAAAACUUCAGUCAAUCCCAGAAAAAUCCAACAACAAAAGACACAGUGGCAAGAGGAAGAGGAGGGUAACAACUGGUCUGCUGCUGCAGGAACAACUAGCAAAGUCAACGAUUUCAGAGAGGGUCAUUUGCCCACCGCUCAGUGUCCGAGUGGUGGAUUCCUACGGAGAGUGGACGGCUUUGUGGGAGAGCCAAUUCACGGCUCUAAACAUCCCUCAUCUGCGCUCACACACACUGGUGCAUACAGACCCUCUCAACAAGAAAGCACUGCAGGAGUUUGUUUUAAAGCAUGACCGUUCAGUGGAGCUUCACAGUCUUCCAGACCAGAUUUACAUUUUGGAUGAAAACGCUUUCUUCAAUGACAUGCGACUCGGCAAGAAAGAGAAGAAACGUCUAAACAUCACCUCAACACUCAAGAAGAGUUUGUCCUUCAGUCUGCCAGGAACCAAACUAAGUGUGGAUUUCUUUAAAGAUCAGGUGGAGAGAUACAACUUGGACAAAGUGCUCAUGAAAGGAACAGUGGCGCACAUCAGACCUGUGAUUGAAGACAAGGACAGGGGCAAAGAAGAGAGUGGCUGUAUGAAGGAGGACGAAACAAACAAUGUUGCCAUGAGAGUGACUGAUAGAAAUGGAGAUAGGGCGAGGAAGAGGGUAAAAUAUUUUGAAGUCCAACUUCAAGAAGGGGUCAUCCUAAAAGCCCACCAGGUUGUUAUGGCAACAGGUCCAACUCGUGCCCAGAUGGCAAACAUCCCUUCAUGGGUAACAAGUAUUGGAGAGAGCUACCCAGAGGAGCGCUUGCAGCACACUGUGCACCUCAUGCACCAUUUACCAAUUGCUCAGCAAAACCUUAAAGAAUCUGAUUUGUGUGAGGCAGGGCAGAGAGUAAUGGUAGUUGGUGGAGGUCUGACCAGCGCUCAUGUCGUCUCCAUUGCCCUGCAGCAAGGUGCCAGUCAUGUGACAUGGGUCAUGAGGAAGCACCUCCAGUUGAAGCAGUUUGAUGUGGGCGAUGUGGAAAGCCUGGUGGGCCGUUAUUCCCACGUGGAGCAUGGCAUCAAAAUGGAUGGCCAAGCCUACCUGAGACAGUUCUACAAUGAAAGGAGUCUUCACAAACGGCUGGCUAUGAUUCGACAGGCAAGGAAAGGAGGAGCUGUCACCCCAGAGGCCUACAUCCACCUGAAGCCAUUCAUACUGAAAGGGCAGGUGGAUGUGAAGACAUACUGUCAGGUGAAUGAAGCGAGCUGGUGCUACAGGAGCCAGGUCUGGAGUCUCUCCCUCAGCACUGGGCACCAGUGGACUGGAGAUAUGAUCUGGCUCGCUACUGGGUGCAAACUUGAUGUCAAACAGGACCCUUUGCUUUCAGAGGUGAUGAGGGAAUUCCCCAUUCAGGUGAUAGAUGGUUGGCCGUGCAUAUCAGAAAGCUUACAGUGGGCAGAAGGAUGCCCUCUCUAUCUGAUGGGGCAGUACACUGCUCUUCAGGUUGGACCUCACGCAAUAAACCUGGCUGGCGGUCAGGCAGCCAGUAUGAGAAUCGCCAAGGACAUUGUGCUUCGUCAGCAACAGACUAAUGUAGAGGUGUCUGAGCUAAGUGGUGGGAAAUCUAAAACUGAAGAAUAUAUUCAACAAAUGCAAGGCUUACUGUGGCUUUAAUUUUACCAUUUAGCUCGAGGAACUCAAAUGCACAUGUGUGUGUGCCAUCAUCUAUUCCUGAUCUAAUGGGACUUAUGAUUUGACGGUGAAUAAAUGCUGUGAAACUGACUCAUUUGGGGAAGUAUGCCA